Molecule: messenger RNA, 1269 nt
Organism: Parasteatoda tepidariorum (common house spider)
Lineage: Eukaryota; Metazoa; Arthropoda; Arachnida; Araneae; Theridiidae
Source: RefSeq, a predicted model, not a curated record
AUGUUAAGGUCAAAGUGGAAGACACCUCAUUACUGUUACCUCUUCAACUGCUACUUCAACCUUUGCAGAAAAAAUUUGUUUCAUUUCAUGGGAAAGAAGCCCACUAACCGACUAGAUAAGCCUGAAUGGUAUUUGACCCAAAUAUUGACUUGGAUUUCAGACCAUUCACUUUUUUUGGAGAAAAUUGUUCAGCCUAUUUUAGAAAAUGAAGGCAUGUCUCAAUAUAAUGCACAAUCUCAAAUGAUGAAAGGCUUAGUUCGAUUGGCGAUUUUGCGUUUGAAAUCUGAUAUGAAAACUUUGCUUGAUGAUGAUAGACUUCUCAGCCAUACAAUUGAUGAAAUCUUACUCUUUUCCCGCGAACUGAAGAAUCAAGGCUAUCCUCAGAGUUAUCCUGACAUUUUACAAAUACUGACAUCUGAGCCAUGCUUCACUAGAUGGAGAUCCUUAGAACAUCAAGGAGCAUUAGAGAAAAUGGAUAAAUUCUUAAGUCUGGACACCUCUUGGAAAUCCAGAUAUCAAGAUGAGAGUGAUAUUGACGAUCUGCAUGUACCAGAGAGUGCAGAACUCUUUAUAACUCUUCUUCUAACAAUGACUGAAAGGUAUUGUAAUGUAUCUGGAAAAGACUGCCAAGUAUCUUUCCUGGAGCUACAAUUGGAACUCCUUGAUGACUUUCGUUUGAGGUUGCAUCAAUUAUCUCAAUGUGAAAUGCAAGAAGCUAUUCAGCCCAACUUCUGUGGUAUCAUGAAUGCUAUUCAUUACAUAGCUAUGGUGCUAGAGGAAUGGAACAACUUACCAUUUUUCCUGCAACUCCACACCUACAGGAAGAAAAAAUUAGCUUGUGAAGCCAUUAUGAGAGAUUUGGAUAAGUCCCAGUUGAGUAUCAUGAAGGGCGGAGAGCAUCGGACAGCAUCAGAAGAAGAACUUAUAGAAGCGUCCGUGUUUGACGACGCCAUCGGAUUAUUGAAUCACGUGCAGAAUGCUUUCUUACAAACAAUGUGUGAUAGAGUCAUGCUGGAUAUCAAAACUAAGAGCAGGCCUUAUAGAAAAGAGAAAUGGUUUUGUAUGCCCGUGGUACAAGAUAAAAAAGCUAUGGAAAUUUCUUUAGCCGCCUAUCCAAUGUUGGAAAUAAUAAGUACAAGUUUAAACAGUCUUCAAGAAUUGUUAGCCAAGCCACUGUUUACAAAAAUAUGGCAACAAAUCGCAAGUGAACUCAAUUGUUACUUAUAUGAAGAGGCAAGUGUCUUUUAUUUUUAAAUCUUAUGUAUGAUU